AUGGAAAAAAGCGUACUAUGUCAAGAUAUCUUUUGGUCAAGUGAUGGCACCUCAUUUGUUUCUGUGCAUAAUGAUUUUGGCAUCAGACAGUAUUUAGUGCCGGAGGAAACCGAUAUGAACAAGGGGAAGAAGAACUUGCUGAUACCAUUUAGUAGGUUUUUCAGGAAUCAAUCUAUCGUUUCAUGUGCAGUAGACCCAUUUUACUCACUUUAUGGCGGGAAAUCGGGCGAAGUUGCUAAUGACAGAAUCGUAAUCGCAGGAAAAAACUUUCCUCUGCAAUUGUACUCUAUAAUGGAUGGGCAAUGUAUUGCAAGCUAUGACACAACGAAUGAACUAAAUGGGGAAUACGAGACCGCGUACAGUAUGAGAAUAGAUACCGAAGCGCAUAUAUACACUGGCUCACACCGUAACAAAGUGGCUAUAUACGACAUGAACAGGCGAGAGGCCGUGUGGAUGCACCGGAGUACCAAAAGAGCAAGCAAGACAAGACAGAGCAUCAUAUCAUGUUUUGAAGAGUACCCAAUAGGAGGACAAAUUCUUCCAAGAGAAUCUUUACUGUGUGGCAGUUAUGCCAAUGAAGUAUUUCAAGUGGAUUCUCGUCGCCAACGACUGGAGAAAAUAAACUACGCCCGCAGAACUCCGGGGGGCAUUGUACAAAUUCUCGCGAGCGACAACGGACGUUAUGUCUAUAUUGUUAGACGCAACAGCGAUGCAAUAUAUGUCUAUGACCGGCGGAACCUACAGCGUGAGUUGAACACAUUGGCUCUACCCUUUCGCAUCCACAAUAACUUCGUCAAAUCUAAAGCAUAUAUAGAUAUGACCUAUGGCCUAAGCAUUGGAACACCCCAGGGAACAGUAUUGAAUUGGGGUCGUGACGUUGUGGAAUUCGGAGGGAUCUGCUCAUACCACAAAAUGCAAGAUAUGGUACCUACUUCUAUCCAGGCAGAGUCAAAAUGGCACGGUGAUUUUGACUCUGAUGUCCCUGUCACGAUAGUAGUGAAAAACUGUCCUGGUGAUCCUGGACUUUUGGCCCUGGCUCAUGGGGGAACAAUUUCAUUAUCCAGGCUCGGCGGCUAA
Molecule: messenger RNA, 1077 nt
Organism: Saccharomyces mikatae IFO 1815
Lineage: Eukaryota; Fungi; Ascomycota; Saccharomycetes; Saccharomycetales; Saccharomycetaceae
Gene: SWT21
Product: Swt21p
Exons: 1
Coding region: 1-1077 (358 amino acids)
Molecular function (GO): protein binding
Source: RefSeq, a predicted model, not a curated record